Paramuricea clavata is the source of this 495-nucleotide messenger RNA. The record is from the annotation of a GenBank genome assembly. NCBI's taxonomy places the organism in Eukaryota, Metazoa, Cnidaria, Anthozoa, Malacalcyonacea, Plexauridae.
AAUGUACGAACAGCAAAUCUUGAGCAGGCAGAGCAAAGGGGGAAACGAGCGAACGAGAAGGAAAGGCUUCGACUAGAACAACAAGAGAGAGAACGCUUGCGUUUGGAAGAAGUCGCAGCAAAGAAGGCCAAGUUAGAAUAUGGAGACGGUCAACCUAUUUCGGAUAUCUGCUUCAGCGAGGCAAGUACACAAACAGAAGAAUUUGAAUAUUUAUUCACCAAACAGCAAUCACAGAGCCCAAUUUCCGAGGAUAAUUUUCGAGUAGCAGAUAGUAAAUUAAGUUUUUAUACUGGACUACCUUCAGUUGAAAUCUUGAGUACAGUCUUCCGUCAAAUAUUGCCAUUUGUAACUCGUAAGACUGUACGGUUGACUCCAUUCGAGGAAUUUGUUUUAACUUUGAUGAAGUUAAGGCUAAAUAUAUGCCAUUUUAAGAUCUUGCUAACCGGUUUGGAAUUUCUAUACCUACUGUUUCAGAAAGUUUCCUAUCCUGGAUGA